Messenger RNA from Gossypium arboreum, 2108 nucleotides. RefSeq names its product very-long-chain aldehyde decarbonylase CER1-like. The record is from RefSeq and is a predicted model, not a curated record. The coding region runs from base 101 to 1960 and encodes 619 amino acids. Gene Ontology annotation, molecular function: iron ion binding; oxidoreductase activity. Gene Ontology annotation, biological process: lipid biosynthetic process. The transcript has 10 exons. Lineage: Eukaryota; Viridiplantae; Streptophyta; Magnoliopsida; Malvales; Malvaceae.
UUUUAAAUGAAUUCUUUGAGUUUGGCUAUAUAUACACGUACAAGGGGUUUGAUAUAUCUUGGUAGAGUUGCAAAAAGGGAGAAACGAGUGGUGGAGCAACAUGGCUAGUAAACCAGGCGUUCUCAGUGAUUGGCCAUGGAAGUCAAUGGGGAACUUCAAGUAUGCGCUUGUGGUUCCGGGGGCAAUUUACAGCACGUACUCGUUCAUAAGGUGCAAAGAUGAAAACGAGAGGAACUGGUUCAUGUUUUUGGUCUUACCAUUUCUGGUGUUUAGAUUGAUUCACUAUCAACUAUGGAUUUCGUACUCUCGUUAUCGUACUGCCAAAGGGAACAACCGGAUACUUGACAAGAGCAUCGACUUCGACCAAGUUGACCGAGAGAGAAGCUGGGACGAUCAGAUAAUACUGAACGGAAUAUUGUUCUACGGCGCGGGGAUAGUGUUAAAAGAUCAAUUUAACAUGCCCUUCUUUAAAGCCGACGGUACACUGAUCAUACUGCUACUUCACUGGGGUCCCGCUGAGUUCCUCUAUUACUGGUUACACCGAGCUUUGCAUCACCAUUACCUCUACGCUCGCUAUCACUCCCAUCAUCACUCCUCCAUCGUCACCGAACCCAACACCUCGUUUGUCCACCCAAUGGCAGAAGUGCUUGCGUAUUACGGGCUCCUUUUGAUUCCAACGUUGCUAUCGGUAUAUAUUGGAAAAGCUAACAUCGUGGGGGUCUUUAUAUAUGUUACUGUUAUCGAUUUCUUGAACAACAUGGGACAUUGCAACUUCGAGUUCAUUCCCAAAUGGUUCUACACCAUCUUCCCUCCUCUCAAAUAUAUCAUUUACACCCCUUCGUUUCACUCUCUGCAUCACACCCAGUUUCGGACAAAUUACACUCUUUUCUGUCCACUCUAUGAUUAUGUCUACGGCACGGUGGACAAAUCAACAGAUAGUGUGUAUGAAAACGCACUAAAAAGAGAGGCAGAGUCACCGGACGUGGUUCAUCUCUCUCAUUUAACUACACCCGACUCCAUUUACCAUCUACCCCUUGGGUUCCCUUCGUUGUCCUCCAAGCCCCAAGUUUCCAAAUGGUACCUCCUCUUUAUGUGGCCCGUCACGGUUUGGUCUAUGCUCUUAACUUGGGUUGUAGGCCAUGCGUUCAUUUCAGAGCGGAACGCCUUUAAGAAACUCAAACUUCAAGCUUGGGUUGUUCCCAAAUACAAUAUGCAAUAUUCCUCAAAAUGGCAAAGAGAAACUAUCAGUAAAUUGAUUGGACAAGCCAUUCGAGAUGCAGACAAGAAAGGAGCUAAGGUGCUGAGUUUAGGCCUUCUGAAUCAGCAUGAGGAGUUUACCAGAAACGUUGAGCUUUAUAUGAAAAGGAACCCUCAGCUUAAAAUAAAAGUCGUAGACGGGAGCAGUUUAGCAGCAGCGAUUGUCUUAAACAGUAUUCCUGAAGAAACAACACAAGUUCUCCUGAGAGGCAGAGUUUCCGAGGAUGUUUAUGUUUUAGUCCAAGCUUUAUGUCAAAAGGGUAUCAAGGUGCUGACAGUGCAAGAGGAUAAAUACAAGAAGCUGUUGAAGUUUGAUAACAAGCUUCAAAGUAAUUUAUUUCUUUCCGAAAGAUACGAUACCAAGGUAUGGUUGGUGGGAGAUGGACUGACCGAUAAAGAACAGUUUAAGGCACCAAAAGGAACAAUAUUCAUUCCAUUUUCGAUAUUCCCACCCAAGAAAGUCCGGAAAGAUUGCUAUUACCACACUACACCGGCUAUGGUGGCUCCUGCAUCUGUGGAGAACCUGCACUCUUGUGAGGACUGGUUGCCGAGAAGGGCGAUGAGUGCGAGCCGUGUGGCCGGGAUAAUUCAUGCUUCUGAAGGGUUCGACGUGAAUGAGUGCGGUGGCACCAUUUUCAGCGUCGAUAAAGUUUGGGAGGCCAGUCUUGAGAAUGGAUUUCGCCCCUUGCCAAUCUCCACUUAAUCAAUAAUACUUAUGAGAAAUCAUGUAGUAGUACUAAUGUAUGCAUAUCAACUUCCAUCUUCCUUGUAUUUUAUCUAGUUGUAAUAUUGGUGGGUAAUAAUAUUUUAUUAUCUAGAAAAGUUUAAUAAAUUAUAAUAUUAAUGAAUAA